Spinacia oleracea (spinach) is the source of this 1988-nucleotide messenger RNA. RefSeq lists its product as uncharacterized. Bases 161 to 1354 code for a protein of 397 amino acids. NCBI's taxonomy places the organism in Eukaryota, Viridiplantae, Streptophyta, Magnoliopsida, Caryophyllales, Amaranthaceae. The record is from RefSeq and is a predicted model, not a curated record. The transcript has 3 exons.
AUUUAGAACACGCGAAAUAGAAUAGGUAAAGAACAUUUUGGCACGGUGUGAGUAGAAAAUAGGAAAUCUAGCGGACUAUCUUCGAAAUAUUGGAGUUUUCCUAUUUCAAUUCCAGUGUUGUUCUUGCUUUGCGAUUCCCCACACGGCUACACCUGAAAAAAUGGAGUUGAAAGAACUCCCAGUUUUCACCCAAACUAAUCUGGGUACUUGCGUUGUUGUCGCCGUUUCACCGGACAUUACUGCCGGAAAAUUCAAAGGGGAACUUGAAAGAGCGCACAUUUGUUGUUUUCCUGAACUAGGAUUUCUCUCUAUUGAUGAAGUGAUGGUGAAGCAGAUUAACUGUUAUUACCGCCUGCCUGAUAUGCUGCCGCUGGAGCAUGUUUUCCAUGGUCUUCAAGAUUCCUGGUUCCUCUAUGUAAAUGUUAGUCGAUUGAAAUUUUUUCCAGAUAUCAAUAACAGUACAAAAUUUCGUCAGAACUUGGCUGAAAUCCAGAGCAACAAACAAAAUUUAGGCUCAAAAGCUGUUCCGCAGGGGGAAGCACAGGUAUACCCACCGAUGAAGAAGAAGAAGAAGAAGAAGAAGAAGAGGAAAAAAAACCCAAAAGUUAAGAACUUUUCUGAAAGACUCGGUGAUGAUAUACUUGAGCCAGAGCCAAAAGGAAACGUUUCCAGUGUAUGUGAAGGGAAACGGAGAGGUCAGCAAGAAGUGCUGCAUCCGAGUGAAGUAUCAGAUUUCAAUGCUACAGCACUGGUAUCAACUCCCCCAUCUAGGAAGGAAAAAAUGCGGAAAAGAAAACCUAAAUUGAAGAAAUGUGCUGAAAGAUUCAGUCAUGAAAGACUUGAGCCAGAGCAAAAAGGAAACACUUCCAGUGUGUGCCAGAAAAAAUUGAGUGGUCAGCAAGAAGUGCAGCAUCCAAGUAAAGUAUCAGAAUCCAAUGCUACAGCUGAAAGUCCUUGUGGAAGCUUAUCUGGAGCAGUAUCAGUGUCAGGUAUCAUUGACAGAUACUUCACAAAUUUUAUCAAUGUUGAUCCGAAUGGAAGCGCUUCCAGCUCAGAAGCUACCACAGGAACGGGACAAUGUGAUAUGGAGAAUAUUUCCUUGGAUAAGAACAGCUCCAAGAAGCGAAAUUCUCUAAAAACACGCCAGAGAUUGUUGCCCUCACUUUUGCCAGAAGACUCGAAUAAUGUUGUUGGUCUGAAAAACAAUUAUGAAAGAUCUGAAGUUGGUAAUCGUUUAGUAGUUGCUUCAAGUAAUCUUGGGAGUUCUCAAAGAUCUUCUUUGUCCAAGGUUAAAAAGUUGCUGGAUUCAGAUGCUGGGUCAAUUAUCAGGAAUUUGAUUUUUGAAGUCAACUGAAUGAGAGAUUUAUGGAGGAUGUGCUAUUGCAAUUUUGUGAUUUACCAGCAAUAGCCUAAUGAUAUCUACUUUAGUCUUUACACAUGCUACUUAUGUGGCUAAAUCAUAGUUACCACUUUGGUGGGGGAGCAGCCUUUUCAGAAAGUCAUUGCCUUGAAGGGUUUCUAUAUCUGGAAAUGCACUAAUUCAGAGGAAUCUGCGAUGCAAGGAACUGCAGCUUCUUGAAGAGAGUUGUGAAACUUUCUGCCUUUCUGGUAUGUUAUGGAGUACUUAGUUUGACAUAUCAAAUUACACCAAUCCAAAGAAAAAUGUGCAUAUCUUUGCUGCCAUCCACAAUGCCUUCGGCUGAAAAGAAGAAUGACUUGAGUGCGUUAAUUUUUUUGGCUGAAAAGAGUGAAGCAAGAAUUGGAGCUGAAGUCUGUAGCUGAGAUGCUCAUUUCUUGAUCAUAAAGGGAAUGUGAGUCAACAGUGACCCUUUGAAGUUUUCUGGUUUUUUGGUUCAAGUCUCGGCAAUUGAGUUUGUUUCUCCUAUUUGACAGAUGCAUAAAGACUGGUAGGACUUUUCUGGUUCUGGAUGCUUGUUUCUGUUGUAUGUUGUGAAAUAUGCUCACUUGAGCAUUAUUUGUUGUUGUCA